Messenger RNA from Talpa occidentalis (Iberian mole), 4576 nucleotides. It is a transcript of the gene ZNF250, whose product is annotated as zinc finger protein 250. Bases 661 to 2229 code for a protein of 522 amino acids. Gene Ontology annotation, molecular function: DNA-binding transcription repressor activity, RNA polymerase II-specific. The record is from RefSeq and is a predicted model, not a curated record. Gene Ontology annotation, biological process: negative regulation of transcription by RNA polymerase II. The transcript has 4 exons. Lineage: Eukaryota; Metazoa; Chordata; Mammalia; Eulipotyphla; Talpidae.
UGUGCCGUCCCUUGUAGCGCCUGCCCUGGCGGUGGCCGUGGGCCCGAGGCAGACCCGCCUGGCGGCCGCUGCACUUACCCUCCUGCAGAAGUUGGUCCGUUUAGGGAUUUGGGGUUAUUCCGUGGAGAGAUUUCUAAAAACAGAAUUCCUAAGCUUGAAGAAUAAAUAUGACCGAUAGGUAGUGGGCUGCUGGUGGGGGCACCCCCUGGGGGUGUCUGUCCUUGUUCCUUUGUUGGGGGGCACUUGGGGAAGCCGCCUGGGAGCCAUGGCGCCCCAGGUGGUUUCUCACCUUCAGGGUGUAGCAGUUUUGGUUUGAGGCCCUUGAGGUUGCUGCCUUAGCCUCUGGUCACAGACUUGUUCCAAAACCUUAUCUACCAAAGUACAAAAUAAAGCUAGUUAGUGCCACUUUGUAAAUGUGCUUCCUGCGUUUCUUACCAGGGUGUGAGUGCUAGUCAUUGGGACUGCUAGAACAAAAUACCACAGAUUGGGUAACCCUCUGAACAGGGAUUUUCUUCUCACAGUUCUGGAGGCUGAAGUCAGAGGUUUGGGUGCCCGCACGAGCCCUUUUUGGGUGCCCACUGAGCCAGGUGCACAAGAACGGUGCUUUCCCACCAUUUUUCCUGAAAUGGGCUUCCUGCCAGAUUUCUGGGUCCUUGCCACAUGCCCCUCGGCAGUCCAGAAGAUGUGAACCUGUUCCUCACAGGACCAAUUCAGGCUCCUCUUGCUUUCCGUCCUUCUCAGAGGCCCCACAUCAUGCACAAUGGCAGCAGCCAGGCUCCUCUCGCCACCAGCAGGACCCCAGGACUUCCAGGAUCCAAGCCCAACGUGAUCUCCCAGCUGGAGCGAGGGGAAGAACCAUGGGUCCCGGAUGGGCAGGGGCCUGAGCAAAGCAGGGAUCUGGGCAACAGCCACUCAGAAUGUGAGCACAAAGGAGAGACCCAAAGUAGAGGUUUGAGUCUGGCGCCAUUUGUUUCAGAGGACACACCAGUGAUUGUGGAGAAAACACAGCUGGGGUGGAUCAGUGAAGGGAGCUGUGACCGUGACCAGAGCUGCUGUCAGAGUUCAGGCCCUGGAGUCAAGGGGUUGGGCCAGAGUGAGCCCGUCACCCCCCGCCAGGCCGCUGCUGCUGGGGAGCGGCCUUACAAAUGCAUCGAGUGCGGGAAGUGCUUUGGGCGGAGCUCCCACCUCCUCCAGCAUCAGAGAACCCACACUGGAGAGAAGCCCUACGUGUGUGGAGUGUGUGGGAAGGCCUUCAGCCAGAGCUCUGUCCUGAGCAAGCACCGGCGGAUCCACACGGGGGAAAAGCCCUAUGAGUGUAAUGAGUGUGGAAAGGCCUUUCGAGUGAGCUCAGAUCUUGCUCAGCAUCACAAAAUCCACACGGGAGAGAAGCCCCACGAGUGUGUGGAGUGUGGGAAGGCCUUCACACAGCUCUCCCACCUCAUCCAGCACCAGCGCAUCCACACGGGGGAGCGGCCCUAUGUGUGCCCUCUGUGUGGGAAGGCCUUCAACCACAGCACCGUCCUGCGGAGCCACCAGCGGGUGCACACUGGGGAGAAGCCACAUGAGUGCAGCCAGUGCGGCCGGGCCUUCAGUGUCAAGAGGACACUGCUGCAGCACCAGCGGGCACACACUGGGGAGAAGCCCUACACCUGUAGCCAGUGUGGCCGGGCCUUCAGUGACCGCUCGGUGCUCAUCCAGCACCACAAUGUGCACAGUGGUGAGAAGCCCUAUGAGUGCGGGGCCUGUGGGAAGGCCUUCAGCCACCGCUCUACCUUGAUGAACCACGAGCGCAUCCACACCGAGGAGAAGCCCUACGGCUGCUACGCUUGCGGGAAGGCCUUCGUGCAGCACUCACACCUGAUCCAGCACCAGCGCGUGCACACAGGGGAGAAGCCCUACGUGUGUGGGGAGUGUGGGCACGCCUUCAGUGCCCGCAGGUCUCUGGUACAGCACGAGAGGAUCCACACUGGUGAGAGGCCCUUCCGGUGCUCACAGUGUGGCAAGGCUUUCAGCCUCAAAGCCACCCUGAUCGUGCACCUGCGGACCCACACAGGCGAGAGGCCCUAUGAGUGCAGCCGCUGCGGCAAGGCCUUUAGCCAGUAUUCUGUGCUUAUCCAGCACCAGCGCAUCCACACCGGUGAGCGGCCCUACGAGUGCGGGGAGUGUGGGCGCGCCUUCAACCAGCACGGGCACCUCAUCCAGCACCAGAAGGUGCACAGGAAGGUGUGACCUCGGCUGCCAGGAGGUCCACACUCAGGAGCUCACACCAGGCCAGGAAGGCGCCACCCAGGAGCAGCUUCCAUGGACUCUACAGGAUGUUCUUCUUGCUCACUUUGGGAACAGAGUAACUGCACAGAGAAGCACUGAACAUGUUCCUGUAGAAAAGUUUCAGAGGAUGCUUCUUAUAUUUUUCUCAAUAUGCUGAAGUCACAUUGGAGAGAAAUCUCAGUUUUGAUGAAGACAGCCAUAGUUCAUUCCUUAACAUUAGUUCAUUUGGAGUAACUAAGAAAAGUUAAAGCAUAAGGACUACUGAUAAAACUCUUAAAUUGCAAAUAAAGGGUUUUUUUCUCCUUAGAAUAUCACAUACCUUUUCUAAAGAGUUAUUCCUGUUAUUUCUCUUAAAAUUAGAGUGUUGGAUUAUUUUCAGUAUUCUUUUAAAACACUACAGUGCUGUAUGUUUAAAAACUUUGAAAACAUGCCAUCAAGCAUCAUGUGAUAUGGGUGGAAAUCCAAAGUGUGUGGAAUCACCUGUUUUUGUAUGAAAAAAGGAAGAAAGUCCAAAUAUAAUGAGAAAUUGUGAAAUUUAGAAGCCCUUUCUCUGGUGCUUUAACUUUAUCCAGGAUCAGAAGGGAUGUCCUAACAAGUAAAAGUUAAGAGUUUUCCUCAAAACCUUCCUUUAUGACCCAUAGGCCAUGCCCCAGAGACCUCAUAGCUGUCACAUCAAGUGGGUGCCUCUACAUGCUGUUACUUCAAAAAAAAAAAAAAAAAGACAGUUCUUUAGUACCUGUUUUUUUAGACAAUUCUCCAGCUGUUUAUUAUUUUUUAUUCCUAUGUUUAUGGGUUUGUGGUUUUUUGUUUUUACUCCUGGUUACAAGAGAAUCUAGUAUCAUCAUACUGUGGUGAAUCUGGCUUUCAUGGUUUAAAAUUUGUGUUUAGCCUUUUCAGAAAAUACUUGAUCUGCUGUAAGGAUACAGUUCUUGUAACUAAGUUUGUAUCAGAGCCAUUUCUAGUAGCCGUCAGCCAUAAAGGACUCUAAAAGAUCCCAGCCUCUUCAGAUUAUCCUGAUGAAGAAGGUUUUCUCAAAACCAUCAGCUGCUCUGGAAAGACCAAGCACUGAGGUAUUGUUCCUGCCCGCACCAGUACACUGAGCAGACAGUGGAGAGAGGCUCCUGGCUGACAUGUUACUUGAGAGGCACGGAGGCCCUGAUGUCUCAAUGCAGGGAAAUCCUGACGGCUAUCACCAGGCAUUGGGCAUCACUUCGGAUGGUGAGUUGACACUGCUGCAGAGCAGGUGGUGGCACCUUAAGAGCAAUGACUUCACUAGGGUGUCGCUUUGUGGAGCCCAAAUCACACGUGUUACUUCAAAAAUGAAGCCCUGAAGUCGUGCUUUGGAGUGGCUGAUACUGCCACUGGUUGAAGAACCUGGAUCCCCUGAGAUGACUCCAGUGUUACAUCAGAGGAGCUGAAGUCACUAAACUUCAUAGGCGCUGAGACCAAUCAAUAAGGUAUUGCCUGAAGUUCCCCACAGCUGGAAGCUACCAGCCCACCUGGAGCCAGUCCACAGCUCAUCUGACUGUGCUGCUGAGCACUCACCACCACUCGGCACAGUGUCCAGUCACGUGGAUGAGUUGAGUAAGAAUGAGGUUCAUCAGAAUGAAUGAGAGUUUAUUUACAUUCAGCUUACAGGCUAAAUGCUUGGAAGGGCCUCAGUCUGUCACAGACAAUUCAAGUUGCAUAGUUACUCAGUUGGUGAAUUCUCCGCAUAACCUGAGCUAUUGGAGGAAAUCUUCCCAGAAUGUAGUUUGCUUUCAUGCCGCCUCCGUGAAAGUGUACUUAAUACUAUUUUGCCUUUUCUUGCUACCAGCCUGUCAUUGACCCCUUUGUGAGCUUACAGGUUGUGGGAAGUGAGCUGUCGCCCCUACCCGGGGAGGGUCCCGGGUCCUGCAUUGUUGCCACUCAACCUGCUGGAACAGAUGGACACUGCCUCUUUUGGAAGUGGCAUCAGCGACCAAAUUGGCCUUUGGGGUCUCCCCUCAUUGAGAUAAAUUUUUUAGCCAUUGCCUCUGCUUCUGACUUAGCAGCAUUCCAUGCUGAUGGGUGUGGUUUUUUUAUUCAGAGUCUGCAUAUUCUAAAUAAAACCUUUAUAUUAUUUCUCCUUACAGCUGCAAGGAAUUUGAUAUUUAGUUCUCUAAAUUUUACUUGGAAAACGGUUUCGUCCAUGUGGAGUUUAUUUCUGUGUAUUGUGUAUAAUCAAGCAAUUUUCAAUAAAAAAAAAAAAAAACAUUGUGGAUGAAGGGAGACCAAUGCUGAUAAUCUACAAGUCAGUAACAAAUGGUUGGGCAGCCCAGUAUGGGAA